CUUCCCUUUGCAUUGCACUCCAAACUUCAAUCUCCAAGAAGCAAGCUAAGCGAGCCCCCUCUCUUUCUCUCACUCACUCUCUCUGUGCCUGUCUCUCUCUCUCUCUCUCUCUCUCUCUCUCUCUCUCUCUCAAGCAAGGAGCCGGCAAUGGCCAAGGACAUGGAGGUCGGAGGUGGGCACGGCUCGUUUGGGGCGAAGGACUACCAGGACCCGCCGCCGGCGCCGCUGGUGGACGCGGAGGAGCUGGGGAAGUGGUCCUUCUACAGGGCCAUCAUCGCCGAGUUCAUCGCCACCCUCCUGUUCCUCUACAUCACCGUCCUCACCGUGAUCGGCUACAAGAGCCAGAUCGACACCACCAAGGGCGGCGACGAGUGCGGCGGCGUCGGCAUCCUCGGCAUCGCCUGGGCCUUCGGCGGCAUGAUCUUCGUCCUCGUUUACUGCACUGCCGGCAUUUCUGGAGGUCACAUAAACCCGGCAGUCACUUUCGGGCUGUUCUUGGCGAGGAAGGUGUCGUUGGUCCGAGCCGUGCUCUACAUGGUGGCUCAGUGCUUGGGCGCCGUAUGUGGGUGCGGUCUGGUGAAGCAGUUCCAGAAGGCGUACUAUACCAAGUAUGGUGGCGGCGCUAAUGGGCUAAGCGUUGGUUACAGCACGGGCACCGGUUUGGCUGCGGAGAUCAUCGGAACCUUCGUCCUUGUCUACACCGUCUUCUCGGCCACUGACCCCAAGAGAAGUGCCCGAGACUCCCACGUUCCCGUUUUGGCUCCACUGCCCAUCGGAUUCGCCGUGUUCAUGGUCCACCUCGCUACCAUCCCGAUCACCGGAACUGGCAUCAACCCAGCUCGAAGCUUUGGAGCCGCGGUUAUGUACGGCAAGCAAAAGGCAUGGGAUGACCAAUGGAUCUUCUGGGUCGGACCAUUCAUUGGCGCAGCGAUCGCUGCAUUCUAUCACCAAUACAUCCUGAGAGCUGGAGCGGCUAAGGCGCUUGGGUCCUUCAGAAGCUCAUCUGUCAUAUAAAUUUCUCAGGGGGUGGUGCUGCUCUGUCCUGGCUUGAGGAAUAGCCAGGACUUGAGGAUGGAAACUAAAGCUGUAAAAUUUAGCGUUGUUGUUCUCUGCUCGGCACUUUGGUUUUUUUGCUGUGCCCCAAGAAUUAGCUCCAAUCUGCUUUUGCUAUGUUAGCUGCUUCUCCGGUACUUGUCGGCCCUUUUGGCAUGCGGUCAAUGUGUUCAAGGUGCUAUUUACAUGGAUUCCAUGAAUGCAUUUCGUUCGCCUUA
Messenger RNA from Syzygium oleosum, 1271 nucleotides. Its product is annotated as aquaporin PIP2-1-like. Gene Ontology annotation, cellular component: plasma membrane. Gene Ontology annotation, molecular function: water channel activity. The record is from RefSeq and is a predicted model, not a curated record. Lineage: Eukaryota; Viridiplantae; Streptophyta; Magnoliopsida; Myrtales; Myrtaceae. The transcript has 4 exons. The coding region runs from base 148 to 1014 and encodes 288 amino acids. Gene Ontology annotation, biological process: transmembrane transport.